Molecule: messenger RNA, 150 nt
Organism: Meloidogyne enterolobii
Lineage: Eukaryota; Metazoa; Nematoda; Chromadorea; Rhabditida; Meloidogynidae
Source: the annotation of a GenBank genome assembly
AUGAAUGCUCAGAAUUCUUUGCGUGAAGUCAUCUCUACAGCUGUUCAACUCUGUAUUCCAAUGCCUGUAUUUAUUGCUGCAUUAGCAUUUUUUGAUGGUUAUCGUUCCGACGUUUUACCAGCUAGUUUAUUACUUACUGGCACAACGUGA